AUGGCGACAAACCCAAUUUCAACUGCCUUAUUUCUGUCGCAGUUUCGCCGCGCAUGGGUGCUGAAGCGUACCCUGGUUCCCUGGGACCGGGAUACUUCCUCGCAGCUGCCAACUCGGAUUGGACUUGCCGUGAGCGGUGGGGCUGACUCCAUGGCCAUGGCUUUUCUCUCUCGGGAGAUCGAGCGCACCGCGAUGGCUGGUGAGAUCUCAGUCACUGCUCUUGUGGUUGAUCAUAAAGCAAGAGAAGAAAGCAGUUUAGAGGCAAGAACCGUCGCCGGCUGGUUGGCUGAUCUGGGUAUAAGUACCAAGUUGCUGGAGUUGGACUGGUCUUCAUUUAUGCAAAGCGCCGAUGACCCUGUUGGAAAAGAAGCUCACCAAUGGGCUCCAACCGCCUUUGAAACCCAUGCUCGUCGGCUGCGGUAUCAAGCUAUUGGAUCUGCUUGCCGUGAUUUGGGGAUUUCUACCCUCCUCCUGGGCCAUCAUCAAGAUGACCUCGUAGAGACCACUCUUUGGCGCAUGGCUAGAGGGGCCAGGUCUGCUGGCCUGCAAGGAAUCAAAGAAAUGGCCCGGAUCCCAGAAUGCCAAGGCUUAUUUGGGAUUUCUGAGAGUGGCUCGUCCGUCAAAGCCUACUUCAAGACCGACGACCUAAAAAACGUUGAGAGUGCCAGAUCGGUCUUGAUUGCGGAUGGUGGGAUAUUCCUUUGUCGGCCUCUGCUAGCUUUCCCGAAACGCCAUCUUCUCGACACUUGUCACAUACACAAUAUCCCUUAUGUCAAUGAUCCAACUAACUUUGAUCCUACGCUGACCGCACGAAAUGCAAUUCGGCAUAUACGCGCCUCCCAUUCUUUACCUCUUGCGCUCCAAGCGCCUCGCAUCACCGCUUUAUGCCAUACCAAUGGAGAUUCGUCUAAAGAACUGCUGAGGCUCUCAAAUGAAUUUCUCGCCUCGAGGUGUCGUAUCCUCGAGACCCACUGGGAUACUGGGACCAUGCAAAUCCAGGUACUAGAUGAAAAAUCCUCCGAGGACAGCCUAGAAACUAAACUCUCGCCUGCACAAUUAUCGACAGUGCAGGCAUUCUCCCUCCGGCGCAUCGCAGAGCUAGUUGCUCCCCAGCCUGCAAAUCACUAUACUGUGAACAGCUACGUACCAUUUGUCCAUCAAGUAUUUGGCUCCAUGAAUGAAUCUGGAAGCGCAAAAAAUGAAAAAUCCUCAUCUUUCACCUGUGGGGGGGUUCUUUUUAGUCGUGCAAAGCCGACUAGGGAAGAAAAUAUAUGGACCCUAGGACGCCAACCUUUGAUGAAGGGCAAGAAUCCUACCUCUCAUCUCAAAAUACCCAUUAGAUCAUCGCCAGACCUGUCAUCGUCGAGGCCAAUCCCAGAUGAUGCGCUGUCUUGGAUACUCUGGGACCACAGGUUCUGGUUCCGAAUACUCGCCAGAACUAGUACACAAGAUCCUUCAUCAGACAGAGUCGAAUCUCACAUUCCGAUUGCUAUACGCGCGUUCCAAGAAUCAGAUUAUAGAAGACUUGGGAAAUCAGAUGCGCCCACACGAGGUCUUGUUCCGAAAUUGAAAAGAGUGUUCAAAGAACAAGGCCCAACAAAAAUCCGAUACACAAUCCCUGUUUUGGUUCGUGACAUGGUUCCUGAAAUUGAUGACUCCGAAGACAAAGCUGGUCCCCUACUGGCCAUGCCAACUACUGAUUUUAUCUUUGGCGGGACUCGCCUGGAAAAAUCUAACGAGAUGGAAAUUACGCACCAGGGAAGGACGAUAACCUUGGAGUGGGAAUGGCAAUACAAGAUGAUUGAUUUCGAAGCAGCGCGCUUGAUGCAGGGGCCUAUCGAAUGA
Molecule: messenger RNA, 1845 nt
Organism: Penicillium chermesinum
Lineage: Eukaryota; Fungi; Ascomycota; Eurotiomycetes; Eurotiales; Aspergillaceae
Product: tRNA lysidine(34) synthetase
Exons: 3
Coding region: 1-1845 (614 amino acids)
Biological process (GO): tRNA processing
Molecular function (GO): ATP binding; ligase activity, forming carbon-nitrogen bonds
Source: RefSeq, a predicted model, not a curated record